AUGCGUAUACAGAUGGCACAAUUUUAUUCAUUAGAAGAGACACUUUAUAAAUGGUUUGAAGGUUUACGCAGUCAAAAUAUUCCAGUUUCCCAAGAUUUGUUAAAAAUGAAGGCAGUUGAGCUUUAUAAUAAGGCUAUAGAACAGGAUGCACAAUUUUCUAAUUUUGAAGCAUCAAACGGCGAAUCCAUAUAUCUUGACCAAGUAGAGAAUGGAAGAAAAGAAUUGCAACAAAUAAUAGUUACGUUUAACAUAGAUGAUGUUUACAAUGCAGAUGAAACAGAACUCUUCUUCCGUUUAGGUCCGAACAAAACACUUGCAUCAAAAGGUGAUAAAGCGAAAGUAUCACAAUGGAUUCAUAAGUUGAAUGAAGAACAAGAGAUGAAAAAACCAAAUAUUAAAGAAGUAAUUGAAAUAGUUGCAGAUGCUUGGAACAAUGUAAAACAGGAGACAAUAAAGAACUGCUGGUUAAGCACAGGAAUAUUAACUGCAGAAAUGACACAUGCCAAUACAGAUAAUAUGAAGAUUGAUGAAGCUAAUAAUGAUAUAGUUGAAUUGAUUUCAGCUUUAGAUAGUCUUAGCAUUGCAGAACCCUCAAUAGAUAAUUUGACAGCAAAUGAAUAUAUUGAGAUAGAUAAUAAUUUGGUUAGUACAGAGUUAUCUACAGAUGACGAACUCGUUAAAGAAAUUCUUUUGGCUGAAGGAGUCUUACACCUGACACAAGUAGAUAUGGAAGAUUCAAGUGAGGAAAAAGAAGCAAGCAUUUCUGUAAAGGUGGGAAGAGAAGCACUUGUAACAGCCAGGAA
This is a messenger RNA of Acaulospora morrowiae, 803 nucleotides long. The record is from the annotation of a GenBank genome assembly. Lineage: Eukaryota; Fungi; Glomeromycota; Glomeromycetes; Diversisporales; Acaulosporaceae.